AUGAAGCUGUAUUGCCUGUCCGGACACCCAACGCUACCAUGCAACGUCCUCAAAUUCAAAUCGACCACCAUUAUGCUCGACUGUGGGCUGGAUAUGACCUCGACGCUCAACUUUCUGCCCCUGCCUUUGGUCCAGAGUCCAAGGCUAUCUAAGCUCCCUGGUUGGAUCUUAAAAGAUGGGAGCACUUUUCUAGACAAGGAGCUGAAAGACUGUGCUGGCCGGGCGUUUGUGGAUUCUGUUCCAGAGUUCUGCUUGCCGGAGAUGGAGCUGAUUGACCUGUCGACGGUGGACGUCAUCCUGAUCUCAAACUACCACUGCAUGAUGGCCUUGCCCUACAUUACGGAGCACACCGGGUUCACCGGAACCGUCUACGCCACCGAGCCGACGGUUCAGAUUGGCAGGCUUCUGAUGGAGGAGCUGGUCAACUUCAUUGAGCGGGUGCCCAAGGCUCAGUCUGCCUCCAUGUGGAAGAAUAAGGAAGUGCAAAGGCUGCUUCCCACCCCUCUCAAAGACGCGGUCGAAGUCGCCAUGUGGAGAAGGUGCUACAAUAUGCAGGAAGUGAACUCAGCGCUCAGUAAGAUCCAGCUGGUGGGGUAUUCCCAGAAAAUAGAGCUUUUUGGUGCAGUCCAGGUCUCCCCUCUCAGUUCCGGUUAUGCCCUAGGCAGCUCCAACUGGAUCAUCCAGUCGCAUUACGAGAAGGUUUCCUACGUCUCGGGAUCCUCGCUCCUCACGACGCACCCGCAGCCCAUGGACCAAGCUUCCCUGAAAAACAGCGAUGUCCUCAUCCUGACCGGCCUCACCCAAAUUCCCACCGCAAAUCCCGACGGCAUGGUGGGAGAAUUCUGCAGUAACCUUGCUUUGACCGUCCGGAACGGGGGGAACGUCCUGGUCCCCUGCUACCCGUCUGGCGUGAUCUACGACCUUCUUGAAUGCCUGUACCAGUACAUUGACUCUGCCGGCCUCUCCAACGUCCCCUUCUACUUCAUCUCGCCAGUGGCAAACAGCUCCCUCGAGUUCUCCCAGAUCUUUGCCGAGUGGCUGUGUCACAAUAAGCAGACGAAGGUGUACCUGCCAGAGCCACCCUUCCCUCAUGCGGAGCUCAUUCAGACCAACAAGCUCAAACAUUACCCCAGCAUCCACGGAGACUUCAGCAAUGACUUCAAGCAGCCCUGCGUGGUCUUCACGGGACACCCCUCGCUCCGGUUUGGGGACGUGGUCCAUUUCAUGGAGCUGUGGGGGAAGUCCAGCCUUAACACCAUUAUAUUUACAGAGCCCGACUUCUCCUAUCUCGAUGCCCUGGCCCCAUACCAGCCGCUGGCUAUGAAAUGCGUUUACUGCCCCAUCGACACCAGGCUCAACUUCAUCCAGGUCUCCAAAUUACUCAAAGAAGUCCAGCCUCUCCACGUUGUUUGUCCGGAGCAGUACACCCAGCCCCCUCCCACCCAGGCCCACCGCACGGACUUGAUGGUCGACUGUCUGCCCCCAGCCAUGUCCUACCGCAGAGCCGAGGUGCUGACCCUCCCGUUCAAACGCCGCUACGAGAAGAUUGAAAUCACACCAGAGCUUGCAGAUUCGCUGGUGCCCACCGAGAUGAAGCCGGGGGUCUCCUUGGCGACCGUUACGGCUGUUUUGCACACAAAAGACAACAAACAUGUGCUUCAGCUCCCCCCCAAGCCUCCUCAGCCCCAAGGGGGCAAGAAGAGGAAGCGGGUGGCAGACGAAGUUCCGGAGCUGAAACCCGUCAAGCCUUUGCUGAGCGGCUCCAUCCCCAUGGACCAGCUGGUGCAGACCCUGGAGAAGCACGGCUUCAGCGACGUGAAGGUGGAGGACACCCCGAAAGGCCACAUCGUGCUCUUCCAGGACGUGGAGACCCUCAUCCGCAUCGAGGAGGACUCCACGCACAUCAUGUGCGAAAGCGACGAGGCGCUCCGGGUGAAGCUGCAGGACCUGGUCCUCAAAUUCCUGCAGAAGUUCUGAGGCCUCGGCCUGCCUUAGAGUCCGGCCGUCCCGGUCCCCCCAGCAGGGUCAGAAAAAGGAAGGGGCUGCUGACCCGAGGGGAGAGGAGAGAGGCUCGUUUCACAAUGGCAAUAAAUUGCACGGUUCUCCAGAGUGUGGCUGCCGGGGCUGCCGUGCCAUUUUGAAAGCCAGGAAUAAUUAAACAGGCACAAUUUUCGCACUAUCGUGACACAACGAUGGAGGCAGCUGUCCCACCCCAAAUGCGGACAUCACUGGGGCAUUUUGUAGAAUUCCAGCAGGCUGCUUAGCAGACCUCCAUGGCCCCCGGUAGAAGUUUGGGGGGGGCAGGGGAGGAGACACAACUUUUUGUAAACAAAUAAACAAACAGGAUGUGCUCAUAAACUGCGUUUCCUGUUCCAUUCUCCGGAACAUUUAACAGAACUCUUUUGGACUACAGCUCCCAUCAGCCCCAGCCAGCAAGGGGGAGUUGUAUACCAAAAUACCUGGCAGGUACCAGCUUGGCAAAAGUUGAAUUAAAGCAUUUUCUCUCCCACGCCACCCCCCCUAUUUUGGAAGGGAGCAGCCCCUAUUAUUUUUAAAUGAAGUAUUUUGCUUUAAGAUUGUUUGUGACGAUGCGUUUUCUCUGCCUGUCAGUUCUCCUUUGUGUUUUAAUACUGAUUGUUUACUCAAAGCAAUGCUUUUUUUUUCUAAAAUAAAACCGAGAGACCCGGUCA
Molecule: messenger RNA, 2690 nt
Organism: Podarcis muralis (Common wall lizard)
Lineage: Eukaryota; Metazoa; Chordata; Lepidosauria; Squamata; Lacertidae
Gene: INTS9
Product: integrator complex subunit 9
Biological process (GO): snRNA 3'-end processing
Cellular component (GO): integrator complex
Source: RefSeq, a predicted model, not a curated record